ACUUGAAAUAUUGAAGUCUCCUUUGAAACACGUUGCUGGCAGGGACUUAUACCCUGUCGCUUUAGAAUUCCAUGCCAGAAUUCACUGCCUUCCCAUAAGGCUUAUACAUGACGGCUUGCUUGAAACCAUGUUGAAUUGAUUUUUCACCCGCACAUGACCAUUUCGUCAGAAAAGCUGCUUUAGCGAAUGGUAACAGCAUGUGGCUUGGAGAAACCAGGCACCCAAAUGUAUUUGUAUGGUGUAACCUACUUUGUCCUUCUCCCUUGUUUUAUCGUUCAGCGUAAGGUAAUGUUUCAAAAUGUUAUUGGUCAAGAAAGAUCAUGGGCAGUCAUUUGAGUUGAUUCUUCAUGACACUGUCAGUGUUUUGGCCAACAUUUAAAAGUGAGUCUGUUUCGAAGUUCCAACACGGACCUAAAUAACUGGAUAAUUAUGUCCGUGGUUCAAAUAUCACAUGAUUUGCUAAAUAGUGUGUGUGUGUGGUAAGACGUGUAAUAUUAAGGGUUAACUUCUGACCAAAAUGUCAACGUGAUGAACGAUCCAAGAAAAACAAUUAUUGAAUAUUCCUUAAAUAAUUAAGUAACCUCGUACGACAACCAUUCAAAUCACAUUGAGAUUCCAGGACAAGUGGAUGUUUCAUUGUGGUUCCAGAUAGCGUUUCCUUCCACCCUGACAAGCAUGGACCAGGUGCAUGUAGCGGUGUACAUUUUACUAAUCCUGAAUUUCAAGGCAGUUGAAGGUGAAGCGGUAUCUCAGGUCAUUGCUCAGGUUGGCAUAGAGGCCUGUAAGAAGGGGUGCGCUGUAAAUUCAGCUUGUCUGGCUGUAGCGUAUGACGCUGCAGAGAUGUCAUGUGAGAGGUACUGGAUGGGAAAAAGACGGGCGGUACAGAGAACAUCGGGUUCUCUGACGUGGAUGCAAAUGGAAAGAGAAAAUGGACACAACAACAACAAUUGCCACGACAAGUUCCAGUCGCCCAUCGUAACACAUGCACAGCGGAAAGUCUGCCUUCUUAAACUGGGAUGUGCUGCUUGUUUGGACCCACCUGAAAUAGCUAACGCUGAUGUACGAUUGACCCUUCUGCCAACUGAAGUGGUGGCUCUAUACAGCUGUUGGAAACACUUCAAAUCCUUCAGAGAGACAUCUUUUACUGUCACGUGCAGUGCCGGUAAUCCCUGGCCCAAACCUCAACGAGCCUGCACAAGCACUGCCCAUAUACUAUGUGAAGACGAUUAUGUACUACCAAAGGACCUGAGGGGAAAGAGGAUAGUUAAAUUCUGUGCUAUCCCCGAAGACAGCCCUGUCUUUUCCAUCAAUUUCAUGAGAGGGAAGGACGUUCUGCUUCAUAUCAAGCCAACAUUCGACGCCCUCCACGGGAAACAGCACCAUGUAAUUGUUUUCAAUGCCCUUGUCAACAACCAAUGGCAGCACGAUGUCGUUAAAGGUGGCUACUUCCCAUUUAAGUUAAACGAGGAAUUUUGUUUACAAGUGUACCGAAAAAGCAGACAAUAUAUCAUGAAACUCGGCGAAAGGAAAUUCUCUUUAAAAGAUAAUGCACCUCGGAAGUCGCCAAAUGUGGUUCGACUGGGCAAGGGAAUAAUACCAACCAAGAUGGCGAUGACGUAUUAACGGCCGACCGUCAUGAACAGGUGUGGGGUAGCCUUGUGGUUAAAGCCUUGGCUCAUCGUGACGAAUAUCCGUUUUCGAUUCCCACAUGGAUACAAAUUGUUAUGUGGCUGAAGAAUUGUUAACCAUGGCGAAAAUCAUGCUCAUUCUAUCAGUUAACACAUGCUGAAGUGCUGAAAUUCCGGAGGGACUACAUGGUAACAAUUAUUGUAACAAAGCCAACCUGUUUUCGUCGUGAUGUCUGGAUAUCUGGAGGUGUUUUGAAAAUGUAUGGAAAAUAUAAACACAAUAAUUUGUCCUCAGGUGUUUCAAAAAUAGAUAAACGUUCAAUGGACAAGCUGGGCGUGAAAUUCUGAAAACAUAAUGUGUUGUGGUAUACCCGCGUUGUAGGGUUUAUCCUCUCAAACAAAAAAUGUGAGGUUUGAAGCGCUAAGAAAAUAUUCUGUCGCAAAAAAAAACACACAAAGAAAAGCAACCCCCUAAGAAAAACAAACGGAACAAACAAAAAACAAUAACAACAACAACAUAAAACAAACCACAACAAAAAACAUACCAAAAAUACACCAACACCAUAAAGACCAAAAAACACCAAAAAACCUUAAGUAAAUUUGCAAUGCUGUUGUAUCUCGUCAAUCGAUGUACAUAAGAAAGGGUCCUGAUACGUGUAAGGCCCUGAUGGAAGGACGUCAAGCACUCGCCAGGGACUGGUUUGAUGUAAUGUAACGAGGUACUAUCCGGCAAUGAGCCCGUCGUAUCCCUUUAACGCGAUCGGUAGUAUGUGAUAGGGGCUUUAUCUAAAACGAAUCAAAGAUGUGGGACAUAAUCUCAAUGUCGGUGAUGAUUAUGUCGAUGGUUCUGUACUGCUGGACGGUACAGAAAUGAGUGUCAACCAA
Haliotis rufescens (red abalone) is the source of this 2513-nucleotide messenger RNA. RefSeq lists its product as uncharacterized. The transcript has 7 exons. NCBI's taxonomy places the organism in Eukaryota, Metazoa, Mollusca, Gastropoda, Lepetellida, Haliotidae. Gene Ontology annotation, molecular function: carbohydrate binding. The record is from RefSeq and is a predicted model, not a curated record. Bases 676 to 1623 code for a protein of 315 amino acids.